Molecule: messenger RNA, 1400 nt
Organism: Otolemur garnettii (small-eared galago)
Lineage: Eukaryota; Metazoa; Chordata; Mammalia; Primates; Galagidae
Gene: CRELD2
Product: cysteine rich with EGF like domains 2
Exons: 10
Coding region: 105-1163 (352 amino acids)
Molecular function (GO): calcium ion binding
Source: RefSeq, a predicted model, not a curated record
GGAACCGCCGGCGCGGCUCGGAGCGGGUGGGCGCCCGGGAGGCCGGAUCCGUGCGGCUGCGGGACCUGGAGCGCUAGCGGCGUUUUCCCGCAGCGCUGCCCGCCAUGCGCCCGCCGCCCCGGGCCGCGCUGGGGCUCCUGCUCCUGCUGCUGCUGCUGUUUCUGCCGCACAUGCCACAGGCCACCAAGAAUCCAACGCUCUGCAAGCGGUGCCGGGGACUGGUGGACAAGUUCGAGCAGGGGAUGGUGAACACAGCAAAGAAGAAUUUUGGCGGUGGGAACACGGCUUGGGAAGAAAAGACGCUGUCCAAGUAUGAAUUCAGCGAGAUCCGCUUCCUGGAGAUCGUAGAGACCCUGUGUGCCAGCAGCGACUUUGAGUGCAACCAGAUGCUGGAGGAGCAUGAGGAGCACCUGGAGGCCUGGUGGCUACAGCUGAAAAAUGAGUAUCCUGACUUAUUUGAGUGGUUUUGUGUGAAAACGCUGAAGGUGUGCUGUUCUCCAGGAACCUAUGGACCAGACUGUCGUGUGUGCCAGGGCGGGGCUGAGAGGCCCUGCAGCGGAAAUGGCCACUGUAGCGGAGAUGGCAGCAGACAGGGGGACGGGUCCUGCCAGUGCCACAUGGGCUACCGGGGUACACUCUGCACUGACUGCGUGGACGGCUACUUCAGCUCACACAGGAACGAGACCCACAGUGUCUGCACAGCCUGUGACGAGUCCUGCAAGACAUGUUCUGGCCCGACCAGCAGGGACUGCAGCGAGUGCGAAGUGGGCUGGGUGCUGGAGCAGGACGCCUGCGUGGAUGUGGACGAGUGUGCAGCAGAGACCCCUCCCUGUAACAACACACAGUAUUGUGAGAACAUCAAUGGCUCAUACAUGUGCGAAGAUUGUGAUUCCACUUGUGUGGGAUGCACAGGAAAAGGACCAGGAAAGUGCAAAGAGUGUGUCCCUGGCUACACGAAGGAGAGUGGGCAGUGUGCAGAUAUAGAUGAGUGCUCACUAGCUGAGAAAGUAUGUUCCAGGAAAAAUGAAAACUGCUACAAUACUCCAGGGAGUUAUGUCUGCGUGUGUCCUGAUGGCUUUGAAGAAACAGAUGACGCUUGUGUACCAGAAGGUGAAGUUGCAGAAGGAAACCCGACACAGCCACCCUCCCAUGAAGACUUGUAACAUGCGCCCAGCCUCAGACUUGCCCUUUAAAUUAUUCAGAAUGAUGUCCUCUAUAGAGCAGGGAGGGUCUGGGGACGUUGCCCUCCUCCUGCAGGUGGACAGUUGGAAGGAGAAGCUUCUUUGAAACAGUUGAUACUCGGCCCUUAAAGCUGCAUUUCUUGGUUGUUCACAAACAGACUUGUAUAUUUUGAUACAGUUCUUUAUAAUAAAAUUGACCGUUGAAGGUAGUCAGGAAAA